Messenger RNA from Lasiosphaeria miniovina, 927 nucleotides. RefSeq names its product glutathione S-transferase. The record is from RefSeq and is a predicted model, not a curated record. NCBI's taxonomy places the organism in Eukaryota, Fungi, Ascomycota, Sordariomycetes, Sordariales, Lasiosphaeriaceae. The coding region runs from base 238 to 762 and encodes 174 amino acids. The transcript is spliced from 6 exons.
GGAGUUGGGUCUGCCGUACAAGGCAAGCUGCUUUGAGCCCUCUCGUCUACCGCUAUGGCCCCUUGUGGCACGCAGCUAAUUUAGGUCUUGAGGGAAAAGGUAACGGCUAUCGAGCUCGACAAGCAUACGCAAAAGGAACCUUGGUUUCUGGAAAUCAACCCUAAUGGACGCAUCCCGGUCAUCACCGACACCUUUACGGAUGGAUCUCCGAUCCGCAUCUUCGAGAGCGGAUCUAUCAUGCAGUAUCUGGUCGACCGAUAUGACCCGGAGCACAAGGUCUCGUACCCUCGGGGAUCGAGAGAGUACUACGAAACGAACAACUGGCUCUUCUGGCAAAUGGGGGGACUCGGUCCCAUGCAAGGCCAAUCGAACCACUUCACGCGGUACGCCCCCGAAAAGAUCCAGUACGGCAUCAACCGGUACCAGAAUGAGACUCGCCGCCUGUACGGGGUCCUUCAGAAGCAGCUGAGCACGUCUAAAUCGGGCUAUCUCGUGGGCGACCGAUGCACCAUCGCCGACAUAUCCUGCUGGGGCUGGGUUGCUUCUUACCGCUGGGCGGGUUUGGAUAUUGACGAGUUUCCUCAUCUCAAUAACUGGCUCGAGAGAUUGCUGCUUCGGCCUGGAAUAGAAAAGGGAAGGCACGUGCCCUACCACCAUAGCGCCCUCGACCACAAGAACUACACAGAGGAACAACUGGAGAAGGCGGCCGAGCGCAGUAGAGUUUGGGUUCAGGAGACCAUGGCAAAUGCUGCCAAGAGAUGAUGAGCAGAAGAACGGGUUGGCAUUUAUGGAGUUAGGGCUGUAGAUUAUGCAGUAAACUGAGCAAUGACAUUUUGUUAAUUGGGAUAUUCAAGCCCAAAAGGACUGGUACGUGGCUACUAAGGGUUUCCGUAUGCGUGGAAGGCGCAGGAUCACAUGAGAUUUAAG